Haliotis rubra (blacklip abalone) is the source of this 3908-nucleotide messenger RNA. RefSeq lists its product as uncharacterized. The record is from RefSeq and is a predicted model, not a curated record. Lineage: Eukaryota; Metazoa; Mollusca; Gastropoda; Lepetellida; Haliotidae. The coding region runs from base 297 to 3908 and encodes 1203 amino acids. Gene Ontology annotation, biological process: regulation of apoptotic process. The transcript is spliced from 11 exons.
AGUGCUUUGCGGCUAUCAACAGACAUUUAUGUUUGUGUGGGAAGGCUCGCGUUUGGCGAUAUUUAUAGAAACGGUGUCGCUACGUGGAUUCGAAUAGGGAGUAACACCUCAGUACCGGCUCCUUCAAGGAUUACAUGUUGGUAUUACGCUGUUUUGUUUAAAUACCUACCAACUAAUGUACCAGAUGUCGUGAAGUCACGAGACAAUGAUGACUCGGAGCGGCAAGGGAUCUGCUGGACGAACCAGCAGACAGCAGAGCACACGGGCCAGAAGACAGACCCGUUCACGGAGGAAGGAUGGUCCCAGUAGUGCCACCUCCCCCCAGGACAAGGAUGGCCACCAAACGAACACAGCUAACACUCAAGUCAGGUACCCCCGAGAAGAGGCAGAAAGGGGACGCUGACCUUCUGACAGAGCACGAACUGUCAGGCUGGCCUAAUUCCAAGUGGUGCAAGUUUGGAAUCCCGUCAUGCAACACAUACAGAGGUUCAGUGUACGAGGUGGGACGGACAUUCUCAGAGUUCAUGAAGGAUAUCGCUGCAGGUAAUGUGACGUCUUGCCCCGAGGAGUAUGUUCAAUCACUGAGAGAGCGUGAACCAGACCUUGUAAAUAGCAUCGAUAAGUUGAUAGACAGAAAAGGAUUUGCUUUUUAUUCGUCAAACACUCCACUGUGUCUAAAUCUUACCGAGGCUGAACCAACUCCACCCGGGGUGGUAUGUGACGUCAUAAUGCUGUCCCACAGCAACCUUCCACUUGUUAUAACAGUGACAGACGGACACCAUGAUGUUUCUGACGUCAAAAAGUACAAUGCUUCGAUUGUGCGUGAACUUACAUAUACAAUGAGGGACUUCACUAAUGAAGGAUUCAACCUGUUUGAUGCCACACUGGAUAUCAGAAACAUUUCCAAAGACUGUCUCAAGAAGGUACUCACGAACGUCUGCCUCGAAUACAAACGUAACUUCCCAAUUGAAAGGCUGUGUAUGUCAAAAGACAGGUGUCUGGCACUAACCAAAGCUUUGCUUGCACAAGGGUUCAAGUCCUCUGUCGAUCACACAAUGGAAACACAGAUCAAGAGACCAAGGAUACCCGAUGGAGUGAAUCUGCCUGUGUUACCAAGAGCAAUGUCACCGGAAAGAAGACGAGCAGUCUUGGAACCAGUGUAUCUCCUUACACCAGAUCAGUUUUGUUUAUUAAAUAGAUGCAUUAACAGCAGUGAGGAAUGGUUAGUGUCCAGCAAACCUGGCACUGGCAAGAUUCGCUUUGCACUAGAAACAGCACAAAGACUCAGUUUACAAGGACAGACGCUGGUCUUAUGUGAGUCGGAUGAAUUCAGGAGAAAAAUCAAGUUCAUUCGAAACUUGCAUGUAAUAACCCGUCCUGAGCUGCAAGCUAAUCCAGCUGUCUGUCAUGAGUAUGUCAACUUCGUAGUGGUGAAAGCAGAGCAACUCGAGUUCCAGUGUGGAAAGGAACUUAUCUUUGACUGGCACCACUACCUGGAACAUGCUAUCCAGAGUCGAGGUGGAAAACUAGUAAUAGUGUAUGACAAGAGAGAUGAAGAAGAUAUUGAGGAUCAAGAAGCAAACGCUUUGGAGAGACAGCGGGAGCAGUUAAAGAAAUGUAUGAUACCAGAUGAUAUUGUGCUGGAACUGUUGUCCAAGAAGGUCCUGGGUAUUACUGAUUUGAUCUGGAUAAAGAAGAGACCCAACAAGGAGGGGCAGAAUGAGGAGCUUGUGAACAGCCUGAGAAGGACAUCGAGAAGGGGCUAUGACAUCUUCCUGAGGGCGCUGAGGAAAACAAGACAGGGACAUUUGGCAGAGCUGCUGGAAAAUAAUGAUGAUUCAACCCCUAUCCUGAUGUCUCCAGAACAUCUUGAGUUGCUUCAGUCAGCCCGGGAGGAUCUCUUACAAAGCAUGAUCCCAUUCGGGGUACUGGCAUUCCUGUUCAAGAAAGGUGUCUUCACCAGAUCUGACAUUAGCCGCAUUCAGGCCAAAGACUCCAUUGACCUAAUCAAUGAAAUGCUCUUGGAAUACUUAUAUGGGAAAGCAGACACAUCUUUUGACUAUCUUUUGAAAGCUCUGCAGCACACAGGUCAGAACCAUCUGAAGGACCUAUUGCUGAAAGGAAACUCUGCAGCGCAAAAUGUACCCCAAGAGGAUGAACUCUUCAUUUCCCAUGCCAAGAACAUUCUUGCUGACAAAGUCAAUCUGGAAGAGCUCCUUCAAGAGUUGACAUGUUCCAAUCACCUGCAUAAGAACGAUCUGGGAUACAUAAGGCCAGGUAACUACAUAAUGGCCUAUCCAGAGGAUAUAACAUCCACUGAAAGUAAAGAAGAAGAGUCUUCCAGAAAGGUUGUUGAUCGACUGUUUGAGUUGCUGGCUCGGAAGCGUACCCACCUGUAUGAUGCUCUGAUGGGCUCUUUGAGGAGGACAGGGCAGUAUGAAGCAGUGCAAUUACUUCAACUUCAACGGGGAGAGUCUGCAUCAAACCAUAUGGACGCGGAAGAUGCUGGUUCCUCCUACCGACCUCUUGACGUCAAAUUCAUCGAGACCAAGGCAUUCCAGGCAGUGCGAGAGCGACUAAAAGAUCCAACAGAGGUGUUUAUCAUCCUCACUGGCGCACCAGGGGAGGGCAAGACAACUGCAGCACUGGAAGCUAUGAGACACCAGGCAUUUUAUAAGCGACAACUUGUCAUCAAAUCUCCAGAGGAGUUCAACAAACAGGUCGACCUGGACACCCCAACUAUUGUCGUGUUGGAUGACGUAUUUGGGAUUGUUGAAGUUUGUGAAACAGCUGUCAGAGAGUGGGUACCUGUUUUAAGGAGAAUCAAAAAACAUUCUGAGAGUAUGCCUGGACCAGGGAUAAAGGUGAUAAUCACCUCCAGGAAUCAUGUGUGGAGAGCAGCAGAUUCCAUGGGCCAUCUUAGUAAUAUCAUUCCUGUGUCCAGUAACAUUGACCUGACUGUUCUUGUUCCUCUUGUGAGAGCAGAAAAGAAAAAGAUGUUGGACAGUCAUUUGGAUAAAUUUGGCAUACAUUUGGACAGUACUGAGGUUGAUAGAAUCGCAGAAACUGAUGCAACUCUUGGAUUUCCUCUAUGCUGCAAGCUGUUUGCUGCAGAACGGAUGUUUCAGGAUAAUCCUGUAGACUUCUUCACCAAUCCCUUAAGUUACAUAAUUAAACGAUUAGUAUCAUCGUGUGAAGAUCCUUCCAAUAUGACACUCAUCAAACAGGUGGUCAUGUCUAAAGGACAACUUGACAGAAAGAAGCUUGAAGGUGAAGCCAUUGAUGAAAAAUCUGUAGCCAACAUGAAAAAUUAUGUGUUUCAAGAAGGAAGCAUAUUAUAUUUCCCGCACAAAUCUAUUGCAGAUGCUGCAAGUUAUGUCAUGGCAACAAAGUUCUCAAUUGACUAUUUAGGGGAAUGCAGUCUGCAGUUUCUGUAUGAAAGGGUGAGGGAGACACCUGCCCAGGGAAUGUCAUCAGACACAGACAUACAGAUUCAUGUUAAUCAAAAUGACUUGAAGACUUUGAUUCAAAGACUUGGAACUGAGAUGGCAGCAGGAAAUCUUGCCUUGGCCUGUUCUCACCCAGCAUUGAUGACAGCAUCUUCAGUGAAAAAUCUGUUCAAACAGUUAAGGGAUUUCAGGAAAACUGUGCAACUGAAGGACCGAAAACAUGGUGGUUCCUUUUUGUACUGGACAACAUGGAACAACAGUGAGAACUUGUGUAAAGGGGCUUUGGAGAAAACAGUGUUCCCUGAACUAGACUUAUGUGAAGCCGUGCUUGGGUGCUGUCUCUCUGGCAACAAGAAUGCUUUGAGGGAACUGUUGAAGAAAACUGACAUAUCAACGGUUCGAUCAAGUGGAAUCAAGUCUUUACCAAAGCUAUCAACAAGACAGCAGCCUUGUUGCUAA